AUGCGGGAAGUCAACUUCAGCAUUCCCAAUGUGAAUAAGGCCUCCGUCAACAUCACCACUACCCUCUACGACCGAAGGGCCCUUGACUGCACAUCCACAUUACCGCUCAUAAACUCGCUCAACCACCUUGCAUAUCUCACAACUUCAUCGGCGCGGAUUCGAGACAUCCUGACCGUCGAUGGCGGCAUCGAAAGGCUUGUGUGCAUCCUGAAGGAGGGCAGGAGUAAGGAUCUGAUGGAAAUGUGGAAAUGGAGCCUCGCUUUCCAGUGCGUCGUCAACAUUGGAGUCAGGGGCUCCGAGAGUGUGCGGACUCGUGUCGUCGAGGCCGACAUGGUUCCCGUCAUUGCCACCAUCCUCGAUAAUUACAUCAAGGUGGUGGACAAGGUUCGGUCGCGCGCCGACCCUGAGCCUCACAAGCACUCGUCGAGCCGACACUCCGGCAAGCCUAGUGCCUCUACCCGCGAGGUCGCUGGACGAUCCGCCGCUCUUGAAGAGUCUACCCCCGAUGCCGACUCUCGUCCUUCGUCUCGCCGCCAGGCUCCUCCCAGCAUCGAAAUUCCCCAGCCUUACUAUCAGGACAACCAACCCACCGAUUCUGAUGCGAUGGAUGUUACCUCACCUCCCCGAGCUCCUAUGACGUCGCCCCCGGAACGGAGCACAUUCAGACAAGAGACUCCCAAUCAUCGGGCGCAUGAUGGCCGCGUCUCCCGGACAAACCACCGUCUGCGGGCCAUGCAGUCUCUUGCCACUGCCGUCCCCCACACGGAUACUGCUGAAGUAUUUGGUCUUCGCCCUGUUCGUGAUGCGGAACGUCUUCCUAGUAUGCCUCCUGGCCUACAAACCGGAAUCAUCUCUCAGCCCGACUCUCCUACUACCCCGAGCGGGCCCCUCCACGCUCAGUCCCGAAAUGUCCCCCAGACUACACCCGCCAGACAGCGCCCCGCCAUUCGCCAGCAGCAGUCGGCAUCGGGUGAAUCGGACGACGCCAAUGGCGAAGACUCGACGAUGGGCGACGAUAAUGUCUUGGGACAGAACGCCGAGCCGAUUGUUGGUCUCCCGAAUCGGAUGGAGAUUGACAGUGUUGAUGAACGACCCACGGCGAUGAUUGACGACGUUUCUGCCACACACGACCUGACUGUAACUGACCCUUCAGAAGAGGGCCAAGAGGCAGAGACCUUCAACAUCGCUCAUCGCUCUGCUGUUGACGGCAGUAUCAUCAACAACGGAAACACUCAAAACAACGGUGGACUUGGACUAUCACCCACCCAAGCCAACAACAACCCUAAUUCUCCUACCCUCGCUCCCAGCCCCUAUGCCAUGUACCUUCGUGACCGAAGCACACCCGCCGCCCAGGGGGUUUUGACAACCAUGCCCCGGGAUGAGGAUGUGUUGAUGUCGUUGCAGCUUCUGGCCUAUGUGUCCAAGUACUGCAACCUCCGGUCUUACUUCCAGCAUUCUCACCUCGUGCCCAAGCUCAAAAUCGAUCGGGAACUUCAUCUUCUAGAUGAGAAUGCCGAUCCUUCUACUCCGGUGGAGAUGCCGGAGGAUGAGGACGAAUACCUCCUUCCUGAUGAUAUCAAUAUCUUCCCACUGGUUGAGAAGUUCACUGUGAGGCACCACUCGAAGGACAUGCAAUACUGGGCUUGUGUGGUGAUGCGCAACCUCUGCCGCAAGGAUGAGUCGCGUGGCGGGAUUCGCCAGUGCGCGUACUACAAGUGCGGCAAGUGGGAGGAGUUUCAGCGCCAGUUCGCCAAAUGCCGUCGCUGCCGCCGCACCAAGUACUGCAGCAAGGACUGCCAGAAGGCUGCGUGGGUAUACCACCGCCACUGGUGCCACACCUCCCCUUGA
Molecule: messenger RNA, 1848 nt
Organism: Penicillium argentinense
Lineage: Eukaryota; Fungi; Ascomycota; Eurotiomycetes; Eurotiales; Aspergillaceae
Gene: samB
Product: MYND-type zinc finger protein MUB1
Exons: 1
Coding region: 1-1848 (615 amino acids)
Biological process (GO): ubiquitin-dependent protein catabolic process; establishment or maintenance of cell polarity
Cellular component (GO): MUB1-RAD6-UBR2 ubiquitin ligase complex
Source: RefSeq, a predicted model, not a curated record